Messenger RNA from Papaver somniferum (opium poppy), 1588 nucleotides. RefSeq lists its product as uncharacterized. The transcript has 5 exons. The coding region runs from base 598 to 1197 and encodes 199 amino acids. The record is from RefSeq and is a predicted model, not a curated record. Gene Ontology annotation, biological process: snRNA export from nucleus. NCBI's taxonomy places the organism in Eukaryota, Viridiplantae, Streptophyta, Magnoliopsida, Ranunculales, Papaveraceae.
GUAUGUUUUCCCAUUCCCAUGUCUCAUCUACUUAUACUCGCUCGUUCCUUGUCUCUUGAAUGAACACAAGCAGUGUGGGACUAAUCGUUUUGCGGAGAGAAACAUUAUCAGGUUUUAUCUAUAUGGGAGGAAAAUAAACACCGAGAUGUUACACCGUUCAGCACCAGUGGUCUUGUGGCUUUUCUUCUUCUUCUUCUGCUCAUUUUUUUCUUUUCUCUAAUGCUCGGAAACCUACAUCAACUAUUCCUAAACAUGACGGUAUAAUAUACGAUCAAAAUCAACCAAGGAACUCCAGCUCAAGCCAACGUAAGACUAGUAAUCGAUCUUGGUGGAAAAUUAUUUGCAUCAUCAUCUCGGAUUCACUUGCAUAUUUAAGGUUAUUAGUUAUUAGGUUUCAUGGAGGGGAGUGAGAAUUUAUUAAAAGCUAUCUACGAAGACGAUAGUCUAGAAGAUUAUCAAGAUGCUGACAUGCUUGAUUCAGAGACUUUGGAAGAAGGGGAGUGUAGGAUACAAAUUGGUAGUUUGCAGUUGACUGAAACUAGUAAGUCUGUGGAAGGAGAGUGCACGGGGAAGAUUGGAGACUUAGGAUUGACAUAAAUGGGAAGCAGGGGUGACGUUACAGUAAACCAAGCAUCUAAUACAAACAAGAAGAAGAAGAAUAAAAACAAGAAGACUGGUCCUGCCCCAGCUAUCAAAAACAUGAAUAAGUUCGUUAUUGAUACUUGUAAAUGCUUGAAGGAGAGAAAAACUUAUCUUGUUUGGAAUGCUGUGGGUGUUCUUGGUGUCUCUGCUCUGAGCGAUAUUGUCAACGAGGUGGAUGCAAUUCAGGCAUGUGGAGGACAGAUGACUGCUGAUGGAAAGCAUCAUCGCUAUGGUGGUGGCAUAUUAUGGGGCAUUCUGAAGAAACGUGACCCUAAUGCUUACAAAGAGAUCAUGGUCAAGGGCAAGGAAAUUGAGAGGCAAUUCAAACAACAAGCGCCAAAGGAAUUAAACCCGUCUUUGCAAAAGACUGCACAAUCCUCAAUUGCUGGUCCAAUGAUUAACCACACAUCAGCUGGAACUGCCCUUGCACCUCCUCUAAACUGUAGACCCGCAGCUUGUAAUAUAAAAAGAGAAUGUAUAUCUGUUCUGAAUAGGAUUCGGGUACCUGUAACUUAUGAUGACUUGCUUGGAGAAGAAGUGGAGGACCAUGAGUGAACGUGAUGAUUUUUUUUUUCUGAAUCAUGGCAUACUCAGCUGAUACGUGUAAAGAAUGCAAUUUUAAUUUUGUUGAUAUGAUUCUUCCUUAGGAUAUCUGUUGUAGUUUCCUCUGAAAAAAUUAUGUUUCUCUAACAGAAGAGAAAAAAGUGAGUCUCUCUAGCAGAAGCAUGUUUUUUUUUAAUGCCGCAAGUUUGACACACUCGGAGACUAGGAACAAUGGCAGCUUCUGAUAAUGUUUUUUUGGAUGCCACAAUUUUGAACACUCAGCAUUAAUACCUUCCAGUGUAAAACAUUUUGAUCACAUAUAUACAUGUAUGGAAGGAGUUCAAUUUUGUGCACACUCCUCUGAAGAGUGUAUAUUUGACAUGUUCAUUUGAUUGGUUGAUUA